Spizellomyces punctatus DAOM BR117 is the source of this 2904-nucleotide messenger RNA. RefSeq lists its product as uncharacterized. Gene Ontology annotation, cellular component: nucleus; chromatin. The transcript is spliced from 8 exons. The coding region runs from base 335 to 2437 and encodes 700 amino acids. The record is from RefSeq and is a predicted model, not a curated record. Gene Ontology annotation, biological process: chromatin remodeling; regulation of DNA-templated transcription. NCBI's taxonomy places the organism in Eukaryota, Fungi, Chytridiomycota, Chytridiomycetes, Spizellomycetales, Spizellomycetaceae.
GCUUGAUCGCGGAUUGCCAGUAAACGUACUUGCCGCGCACGGGGGACAACUUCGCACCUGCGAUCCUGUCACUGACUGCUGCAUCUGUCUUCCUUCCAUACAGGGCUGGUGUGAGAUCGCUGCUCCGUCUGAAACAAAAUAGAGGCACCGGCGCGUACUCUCCCAAAUUGUCGUUUGCUCGCAUCUGCACUUCAACAGUCUGCGCUUGCGUCAAGGCAGAGUUAAACAGCACACGGUUGCUGCUAUCCUGUCGUUUCGUUGAGGGUGCGCUGGACACGACGCGGGCGUUUGGCGCGCCUGAAGAAACGUAUUGAUUGGUCGAUCUAUGUGGUGAAUGGAAAUGGCGACGGGAGUGGAUUCCAGGAAGCGAGCAGCGGAUCAGGUGUUGGAAACUGAUGAGGGUAGUGCCGAUAUUCAUGACGAGACUUCCGACUUCAAAGCGAAAAGACAUAGAUCCGCUGAUUCCGACGAAAUCGAGAUGAAUGACGCUCGUAAUGGAUAUGAAAGCUCUGCACCAUUAGUUACAGAAACAGAGGAGCACUUGCACCAGGGGAAGCACAACAACGUCCACUCUUCGGAACUACAUCCUUGUACAACGCCAACGGCAAGCAGUAAUAGAGAAUUACACGGAAAUGGCGAUGAGGAUGAAAUGAAAUUAGAGGGUGGGAAAAUAAGCGACCCUUUGCCCUUUCGACCGUCGGAUACUCCGAGCAGUGGUGGUCCAGUUCAAUCUACGAACUCGUCCUCGCUGCCUUCCCCAGCUGCCAUUUCCCGGCAAGGAUCAAGGCAAGGAGAGGAUGCAUUCAAUCCUACAGUGGGGGAUGCAUUGACUCGCGAACAGCUAAAAUUCUGCGGCAACGUACUACGCAGUUUGAAGCGACUCAAAGACGCCCGACCAUUCCUUGUACCUGUCGACCCAAUCGCAUUGAACAUUCCGACUUAUUUUGAUAUCGUCAAAACGCCUAUGGAUCUAUCCACAGUUGAGAACAAGCUUCGGACUAACCAAUACUCGAGUGCUCAAGAGUUCGUUGACGACGUACAAUUGAUGAUUGACAACUGUUAUGCUUUCAAUGGUCGCGAAGCGCCAGUUGGGCAAAAUGGUGUGAACUUGGAGCGAUCGUUCCACAAAUAUAUGGAGAAAUUGCCGACUGAGGUAAAACCCGAGAAGAAUAAGAAGCGGUUAUCCACCGCGGAUUCGAUGGUGGGGAUUCAUGUCGAGGGAGGAGGGGCAGCUACACCAUCAGAAGCUGGGCGCCCUAAACGAGAAAUACACGCUCCGUUGAAAGAUAUUCCGAUUGUGACGUCAACUCCUUCUACGAAACACCCCUUAAGCAAGACUAAAUUGGCAGACCGGGACAUGAAGUUCUGUUCCGAAGUCCUUCGUGAACUGCAUAAGAAGCAACACGCAGCGUAUAACUUCCCUUUCCUCCAGCCUGUUGAUCCACUUGCAUUGGGUAUCCCUCAUUAUACCGACAUCAUCAAAAAUCCUAUGGACUUAUCAACAAUCCGUCGGAAACUCGAUGCCGGAGACUACCAUACGGCCGAGGAAUUCGAAGCAGACGCAAGAUUGAUGUUCAACAACUGUUAUACCUUCAAUCCUCCAGGGACAGACGUGUAUAACUUUGGGAAGAAAUUGGAGGAGGUCUUUGAACGGAAAUGGAAGGAAAGGCCGCACGGUGGUUCUCCUGCUCCGCCGCGAUCACAGCGUGCGUCGAAAGCGAAGAUCAAGGCGCAGCCGGUAGCGGACGAGUAUUCCUCAUCCGACGAUGAUGAUGAAGAUACAGACGCUUUACAGCUCAAGCUACUCCAGCAGCAAUUGCAAGCCAUCACAACCCAAAUGGCAUGGCUGCAAGAAAAGCGGGCAAAGAAAAAACAAAAGCGCAAAAGCAUGGCUACUAUCACUCAAACGCCCUCGUCAGCCACCAAAGUCAAAGCUCCCAAAUCGAAGACGAAAUCUGCAAAUCCCGGCGCAACAAGUAGAAGACCGUCUUCAAAAAAAUCGGGUGAGAAGGCCAAGCCGCGGCGGCGGGUGGAGUAUAGUAGCGAUGAUGGGGAAAACGGCGAAAAACUGCCAGAGCUUACAUACGAGCAAAAGACCGAAUUGAGCGAGCUAGUUGCUGAACUCCCUCCGGAAAGAAUUGAUAAAGUAAUGGAGAUCAUCAGGAGCGGGUCGGCGUUACCAGACACGAUGGAUCAAGGGGAAAUUGAGUUGGACAUAGAAGUUCUCAGUAAAAGUACUUUGUGGAGAUUGUAUAAUUAUGUCAAAGGGCAUUCCGGAAGGGGAGUAGCAAGUCAUCGUGCGCAUAAGCCUCCAAAGAGUGGAAAACCCAACUCCAAGUCAAAGGGCCCAGUUGGGCUGAGUAGAGCUACCGAUUCCUCUAGUAAUGAGAGCGAUUCUGGAUCAGGUUCGGUGGACUCGGGGGAUGACAGCAACUGAAGGAUUUUUUAGCAGGCGGAUUCCAGGCGAGACUGGUGAAGUGGACGCAGAAAGGAUUUGCGUACGGAUGGGCGCAGCGCGCUGGCAACAAUGUAUACCUGCUUCAACCAGUUCUUGGUACAUCCAUAAUGGGAUGCGGACCGAAUAUAGUGGGCGUACUUUUGAGAUAUCCGGAGCCGUCGUGUUGAUCUUGUUGAGGAUAUCAGAGAUUGUGUGUUAUACUCAUCGAGACACACAGAACGGCGCAGGUUCCAGUCACAUGGCAGGGAACAAUAUUCCUUCCAGACUUAUAUUAUAGGGGUUAUGUUGCAAUCUCUCGCAUUGCUUGCUCAAAUCUUGUGGAUACGAUGGGUUUUUUACUGUCAGGAUCGUAGAAGGGAUUUGAAACUAGAUUGACGUAGGCGUUGUGUAUUCUGCGGAACAACUGCGAUAAGAAAGGUUACUUAGAAAGCACAACAUGGAAAGCA